This is a messenger RNA of Eublepharis macularius, 4561 nucleotides long. It is a transcript of the gene PPP1R3G, whose product is annotated as protein phosphatase 1 regulatory subunit 3G. NCBI's taxonomy places the organism in Eukaryota, Metazoa, Chordata, Lepidosauria, Squamata, Eublepharidae. Gene Ontology annotation, cellular component: protein phosphatase type 1 complex. Gene Ontology annotation, biological process: regulation of glycogen biosynthetic process. The coding region runs from base 149 to 1168 and encodes 339 amino acids. The record is from RefSeq and is a predicted model, not a curated record. The transcript has a single exon. Gene Ontology annotation, molecular function: protein phosphatase 1 binding; glycogen binding.
UUCGCCUGCAGCCACGCAACGUGAUAAAGUGGCUCUGUGCAGGCAGCCCGCAGACUGCCCGACGGCAACGCCGAUGGGGAACGCCAGGCGAGGUUGGAGCGGGGCUCUGGCUGCCCUUUGAGCCGAGGGGAAGCGGCGGCGUCAUGCCAUGGAGGGUCGGGGUUCCGCGGUGCUCGGCUUGGGGCAACUCUUAGCUCCGUUUGGGGAGCGCCAGCUGCAAGAAGAGGCCGCCUCCCUCCCGCUAUGGCAGAGCAGAAGCUCGGAGGCCGAGGAGGCGCUUUUGCAGGCGAGGGAGGAAGCGGGCGACUGCGCGGCGGGAGCUGCCGGGGAGCAGGACGACGAGGAGGCGCUGCGGGAGUUGCGCCGCCGCCACGGGCGCUCCCUUUCGCUGCCAGCCAGCCCGACAUUAGCCGACGCGCGGCUGUCCCCGGGCAGGAGAAGCGCAGGCGGCGGCGAGGAGCACGGCGGAGCGGCUGGGGCGGCGAGCGACUGCUGCACGAAGUGCAAGAAGCGGGUGCAGUUCGCUGACUCGCUGGGGCUGUGCCUGGCCAGCGUGAAGCACUUCAGCGCGGCCGACGAGCCGCAGGUGCCGCCGGCGGUGCUCUCCCGCCUGCAGAGCUUCCCCAUGCGCCAGCGGGACCUGGAGGAGUUCAGCGCCGCCCUGGCGGGGCUGGGCGGCUGCGCGGCGCCUCCUGCGGCGCGGGUGCUCCCGCUGCCGCAGGCUCGCCAGCUGGUGGCCCGCUUCGAGGCGGGCGGGGAGCGGCUGGACGCCGAGCGGCUGCGGCGGGAGCGCGUGUGCCUGGAGGAGGCCACGGGGACGGUGGUGGCCGGGGCGCCCUCGGACGUGCGCGGCGUGGUGCGGGUGUUGGGCUGCCCCGGCGCCAAGGAGGUGACGGUGCGCUACACUUUCAACGAAUGGCUCUCCUUCCUGGACUCCCCGGCUGUGCCGCUGCCCUCCGACGGGGUGCCCGCGGCGUCGGCGGCUUCCAGCCCGGUGGAGCGCUACCAGUUCACCUUGUGCCUCCCGCCUGGCCUGCAGGAGGACACGGCCGUGCAUUUCGCCAUCUGCUACCGCAGCCAGCAAGGCGAAUACUGGGACAACAAUGGGGGCGUCAACUACACCCUGCGCGGCUCCCAGCCCGAGAAAGCCUCGUCGUCCCUGCAGUGAGGCUGCGGUGGCCGCGGUCUGGGGUCAACUGUCCAGCCUCCGCCGGCCGGGCGUGGAGGUGGGGAAAAGCCCAACGUCUGCCCGGUGUGGCCUCCCAAGCCCCUGCAAUGUGGAGGGGCAACCAGCCCUCAACCUACCUGUGUGCCUUUCCUCUUCCAGCGUCCCCAAACCUGGAGGGCAUCUAGUAGCCAUCUGUGCCUUUGCGUCUGUUUUUAUUGCCCCAAACCGAACAAGCAACAUGCUUGUCAGGGAGCCCAGUCGAGCUUUGUGGAGAAAUGUGGGAAGAGAAUCUGAGAACUAAGGCCUGACCAGGACAGAGGGGCCAGAGGGCUUGGCCUUCCCCCAUUUUCAAAACAUUGGUGCACUCUUUUAGGCAGAGGGACUUGUUACUUGGAACCAUUUUGCUGUGAAUUGGAUUGUGGAUAUAUAGACUGCUGGGUCCACAUUUUCUGGAAUGCACUUUAAAUAAGUUCAGAGAGGAGGAAGGAAGGGAGUUGACAAUUUUAGUGAGUCCUAGUGCCUUUGGUGUGGAAGCCUGCAAAAGUUGACCUAUCUUCACUUUCCAUUACAUGAAGACCUUUAACAUGUCUAGAAGAAUGCAGUAUGAUGGAGAUUUUUAAGAGCUGGGGAAAUAGGUGUUUGGGACAUACUUUUUAAAAAGGUCUCUUUCUCCCUCUCUUCCAACUUGAAUAUUGUGCCUUGAAUGAGGGGUUUUUCUACACUGACGAGACCAAACUAACGUUUUGCGUUUAGGAAUAGAGGCAUUCAUUCUCCCAGCAAAGAUGUAAAGUACUGUUGGCUUGAUUUUUGUUUGUAAUAGAGAGGUGUGUCAGAGAAAUGGUGAAUAUAAUCAAAAAUUGGGGCUAGAAGAAAUGCUGCUUUUUUAAAAGGUGGGGGGACUAUGUAUACUUUCUUGCACCUCUCACUUUUCACUGAAGUCUUUAGGCUGUGAUCCACUUAAUAUUUCUAUGUGAUUAUGUAUGGUGUUAACUCCUAAAAAAUAGCACAUGUUGGCUUUUGGGAUCUAUGCAAGAUGUAAUUGCUGCGUGGGUGAAUUCAUUAAACCAGUAGGGGUGUAAUAGCCAUUGGAAAACUGCCUUAAAAACUAGUGUGCUCCUGGUAUAAGGGUACAUCUCUCCCAGUAUUUCUAAUAGUUGUAUAGAGUAAGAAACUUCAGCUUGAAAUCUUCUAUCUUGCAGAACACAUUCUCCUACACAAUGGUUAAAAGUGCUGCAAACCUGUCCUCCUUUACCUCUUGCCACCUUAUUCCAUGCUGGCUUGUAACUGCAUCUGGCACAGAUUUUUCCAGAAGAUUUUGCUGUUUAAGGAGGGUACAAGACAGCUCUGCAUGCAUCUGACUGACUGAGCAAUGAGCAAGCAUGUAAUAGGAUUUUGGGGAGGGUGACACCACCCCAAAUUGUUGAAUGGAUCAGCCUUGGAGUAUACAGACCAAUGCUACUUAAAAAGUUAAGACCACCCCAGACCUUCCUUCCUUUGCUUUUUCACUUGAAAUAGACUGGUAUACUGUGACAAUACCUGCUGAUGGAGCAGUCAUUGUUAUGUUGCUUGUGAUGUAAGCACAAUCCUCUUCACUUAAGUGUCAUGAAUCCGUUGCUUAGUGGAGGGAACCCUAUAAAAGCUAUGCUUUUGUCGGAAACGGCCUGCACUUUCAUAACCCUAAGUGGCUCAUUAAGCUAGUUUGUAGAAUUAAUAACAGCAAUCAGUCUGGGAAACUUGUUGCUAAAACAGAUUUUGGAAGGGCCAAUUCAGUGACCGCUUACCUGGGUAUCUUCUUGUUGCUGGGAUUAUAAUCAACCUAAUGGUCAUUGAGCUGUACCCUGAAAGUCCUGUUUUAGCAGCGAUGUUGUAUUAAAGCUCCACCUGUCUUAUUAAAUGGUUGAAUAAUUGACCAUUUUAAAGGGACAUAGCUGUUGUUAUUCAAAGGCAAAAUUGUAGGUAUUUUAUACUAUUUAUUCACGCACUAAAACAUGGAAAGUUGGAUCUUUUCCUCGUUUGGAAUUGUGAAAAUGUAUACUGUGAUUCAGGGUUUGUUAUUGCCUAGAAGCAUGUUAAAAGAUUGACACCCCUGUAAGAGGAAAGUGCACACAACAUGGACGUGGAGACAGAUGUGACUAAUGGGAAACUAUUGUGAAGCUCCUGCUGGUUGUUUUAAGGGAGUUUGCAUGCAAAUUCUGUUGAAGACCUAGCAUUCUAGAAGAUGAAGGGAGAUAGCAAAGAACCCCCCCCCCCCCGCAGAACCAUGUUCUGUUACGUUUGAGCUUCACUUCCUGCAGCUGGCUGUAUGAAUGCAUCUUCUCAUAGAAUCACUUGGCUGCUUGCUUAAAGUUUACACCUUUUGAGGAGACUGGGGGCCACCUCAUAGUAAAGAAAAUGUGUCUCCUCACUCUCUGUCACACAUACUGCAAACAACAGUCAAUAAUGUAACACCUGAAAAUCGGUAAAUGUGAAUCUAGGAGCCUGGCCUGUCACGGCCCCCAAACACAUGCUAUACUGCAUGUUUGCAGCAACUGUGUCCCUUUCAUCCAUUAUGGUGUUUCUGCAGUGAAUGUGCAGUGAGUACUUGCUUUUCUGUGUUGUGUGGAGGAGCCAAGAAUCCUGUAGCCACUUGGUGGUGUUGCAGUGAAGUAUGUAUAACAAACAAAUGAAAUCUGGGUAUCUUUGGAAACUCCAUGGUGCUCUUAAAAGAGUUAAACUGCUUUUUGUUGGGUUUUGAUGGGGAGAGAGCUGACAGUCCACUAGUGAGUCAUACUAUAUAACCUUGGACUCUGCUUUCAAAAACUAUUUCAGUCAAAAGUUGCAAUGUAGGUUUUUUGUUUUGUUUUGUUUUUUGUCCCAGUGGCCUAGUAGCGUGUGUACAGCAAAGCACAGUGCCUUAUGCCACAUUGAAUGUUCUUAAACUAUUGUCCAACCGGAGCAGUAAUAAGCAGUCUCAAAGAAAUAAAUCAUUCUUAGUCACUGUGUUGUAAAUGCAUUAAAAAGUGUGAAGGUUUUUAUUUUAAACGAGUUUCCAAAGUAUUUAAACAUAGCACUUGAAUAAGCUAGCACAAAUAUGCAGAAUUCUUAACACUAUCUUUUUCGUUUAAAUGAACGUUGAUAUGGUGCCAAAGAGCCAGCAGUGAGUCACUUUGUGUUCAACAUAAACCAUGCUGCCAUUAUUGCCUUAAGGGGUAACAAUCCUGUCAUCUUGAGAUGAGGAGGAGCUGGUUUAUAUUUUUUUCCCAUGGAAUAAUGUUUAUACACUGAAAAAAAUCCAUGCAUGCAUGCAUGCCUAAUAAACUUAAAUACCUAUGGCCUGAGUAGGCACUCUGCGAAAUCUUUAGUUUAUCAUGUCAUGCUGGCUGUGCACAAGAGAACUGUGGAGUUCUUCUCUUU